CCGGCUCAGACCAGAAUAGAAAGCAGCCUCACAGCCUCGCAGCAACAGAACCUCCUGUUUAACAGAACCGCAGCCUCCCAGCCCAUGGACCUCCAGAGAAGCGGGUCGAUGGUGCGGCCCCCCAGCCCCAUGGACAGCCUGGAGAAGCAGCUGAGCUGCCCCAUCUGCCUGGACAUGUUCACCAAGCCCGUGGUGAUCCUGCCCUGCCAGCACAACCUGUGCCGCGGCUGCGCCAGCGACCUCUACGACUCCCGCAACCCCUACCGCUACUCCGGCGGCGUCUUCCGCUGCCCCACCUGCCGCUUCGAGGUGGUGCUGGACCGGCACGGCGUGCACGGCCUGCAGCGCAACCUGCUGGUGGAGAACAUCAUCGACAUCUACAAGCAGCAGCAGGAAGGCAAGAGCGAGAGCCCCGAGAGCCUGAAGCCCAAAGAGUCCAAGGAGCCCAUGUGCCAGGAGCACGAGGACGAGCGCAUCAACAUCUACUGCGUCAGCUGCCAGGCGCCCACCUGCUCCAUGUGCAAGGUCUUCGGCCAGCACAAGGACUGCGAGGUGGCGCCGCUGGCCAGCGUCUACCAGAGCCAGCGCGGCGAGCUCAGCAACGCCAUCGACACGCUGGUGGCCAGCAACGGCCGCCUGCAGGCGCUGCUCAACCAGAUGGAGGACGCCGGCCGCGCCGUGCAGGACAACGCCCAGCGGGCCAAGCAGGGCCUGGCCGAGCGCUUCGACCUGCUCUACGCCGUCCUGGAGGAGCGCAAGGCCCUGCUGCUGGAGCAGAUCGGCAAGGAGCAGGACGAGAAGGUGGCGGCGCUGCGGGCCCUGGCCCAGCGCUACGGCGAGCGGCUGCAGGCCAGCUCCGAGCUGACGGACACGGCCGUGCGCGCCCUGGAGCAGAGCGGCGCCGCCGAGUUCCUGCUGGCCUCCAAGGGCCUCAUCGCCAGGACCAAGGACGCCGCCAAGGCCUCGCUGGGCGAAGAGCGGCCCGAGCCGGGCUUCGAGAAGAUGGACCACUUCGCUCUGUCCACGGAACACGUGGAGGCCGUUCUGUCCAAGAUGGACUUUGGAGCCGCAGACCUGGAGGAGUUUGAGGACGCGGCGGAGGAAGAGGAGGAAGAAUGAGGACUGAAAGGACGAAGGUCGGGGAGGGAUCCUGCCAGUGCAAUAUGUUAACGUCAUUCUGUGUUUAUUUCCGUCUUUUUAUACUUUUGUAUUUUAAACCAGAAGCAGUUUAGCGUGUAAAUGUCUGUUUGUAGAUUCUCUGAUCAGCGUCUGUCUCUACUUGAAAUAAAGUUGAACUAAAGUCAA
This is a messenger RNA of Fundulus heteroclitus (mummichog), 1305 nucleotides long. RefSeq names its product tripartite motif containing 63b (gene trim63b). The record is from RefSeq and is a predicted model, not a curated record. Gene Ontology annotation, molecular function: zinc ion binding. The coding region runs from base 85 to 1119 and encodes 344 amino acids. The transcript has a single exon. NCBI's taxonomy places the organism in Eukaryota, Metazoa, Chordata, Actinopteri, Cyprinodontiformes, Fundulidae.